AUGAGCGAUUCGAAAUUCAUCCCCAUCCCGGGCCCCAGGGGUGUGCCCUUCCUGGGCAAUGUACUAGAUGUCGACCCCGAGGUACCCGAGCAGAGUUUCUCGUUGAUGGCAGAUAACUAUGGGCCUAUUUUCCGGUUAUCCAUCGUUGGAAAGACGAGAGUCUUUAUCAGUUCCCAUGAACUAGUUGAUGAGAUCUGUAACGAAGAACGAUUCACGAAAAAGGUUGUGGCUGGCCUGCAAGAAAUCCGAAAUGGCGUCGAAGACGGCCUGUUCACGGCCCAUUAUCCCGGCGAAGAGAACUGGGAGAUCGCCCACCGAGUUUUGGUCCCUGCAUUUGGACCUCUGACAAUUCGGGCCAUGUUCGAUGAUAUGUACGACAUCGCCAGUCAGCUUGCCCUGAAAUGGGCUCGUCAAGGUCCCAACGUGCCAAUUAUGGUCACCGAUGAUUUCACCCGGCUGGCCCUGGACACCAUCGCUCUUUGCUCUAUGGGUACCCGUUUCAACUCAUUCUACCACGAAGAGAUGCACCCCUUCGUGGAAGCGAUGGUCACAUUGCUGCAAGGCUCGGGGGACCGAGCCCGGCGCCCAGCACUCAUGAACAGCCUCCCCACCAGCGACAACAACAAGUACUGGCAUGACAUUGAAUUCCUACGAAAGCUGGCUCAGGACUUGGUAGAUGCGCGCAAGAACAACCCGGAGGAUAAGAAGGAUCUACUAAACGCCCUGAUUCUGGGCCGCGACCCCAAGACCGGUCAAGGCCUCUCGGACAGCUCCAUCAUCAACAACAUGAUUACAUUCCUGAUUGCCGGCCACGAGACAACUUCUGGCAUGCUCUCGUUCUUGUUCUAUUACCUUCUCAAGAACCCCAAGGCCUACCAGAAGGCGCAGCAAGAAGUGGAUACGGUGAUUGGGCGACGCAAGAUCACCGUGGAAGAUGUGUCGAAGCUGCCGUACAUCACGGCUGUGAUGCGCGAAACCCUACGUCUUCGAUCUCCGGCUCCCUUGAUUGCUUUCCACGCUCACCCGACCAAGAAUACCGAGACCCCUGUGACCCUGGGCGGCGGCAAAUACGCCCUGGAAGAAGACGAGGCCAUCGUGGCUAUUCUGGGCAAGCUGCACCGGGAUCCUAAGAUCUACGGCGACGACGCGGAGGAUUUCAGACCGGAGAGAAUGCUGGACGCGGAAUUCGAGAAACUGCCGAAAAACGCCUGGAAGCCAUUUGGCAACGGCAUGCGCGCCUGCAUCGGUCGCCCGUUUGCUUGGCAGGAGGUGCUGCUUCUGGUGUCGAUGCUCUUGCAGAAUUUCAACUUCCAAAUGGAUGACCCUAGCUAUGAUCUACGUUUGAAGCAGACCCUCACGAUCAAGCCCGAUGGGUUCCACAUGAAGGCAACCCUUCGACACGGUAUGGACGCCACAAAGCUGGGUGCUUUCUUGAACAGCGGCGAAGCUUCCUCCGAAGACUCGGAUGCUAGCAUCAAAGACCGCAAGAAGAAGGUGACUCCCGCGGGCGAUGCCAAGCCCAUGCAUAUCUUCUUUGGCAGCAACACUGGAACCUGUGAGGCGUUUGCUCGAAGACUGGCAGAUGAUGCCGCUGGUUAUGGGUUUGCUGCCGAGGUCAAAUCCCUGGACUCGGCCAUGCAGAACGUCCCGAAGGAUGACCCUGUGGUCUUCAUCUCGGCCUCGUACGAGGGCCAACCUCCAGACAACGCCGCUCACUUCUUCGAGUGGCUGAGCAACCUGAAGGAAAACGAACUCGAGGGCACAAACUAUGCCGUCUUUGGCUGCGGCCAUCACGACUGGGCAACCACCUUCCACCGCAUUCCCAAGGCUAUCAACCAGCUGGUUGAGGAACGAGGCGGAAACCGCCUUUGCGACCUUGGAGUCGCCGAUGCCGCGAACUCAGACAUGUUCACCAACUUCGAUAGCUGGGGUGAAUCCGUCUUCUGGCCUGCGGUGACGGGCAAGUUCGGCCGCUCCCAGGCGAAAGAAAGCAAAUCGGCCCUUCAGGUAGACGUCAGCAAAGGAACGCGGCCUUCUACGCUAGGUCUCCAGCUGCAUGAGGGAUCCGUGAUCGAGAACAAACUUCUGACGGCGCCCGGCGUUCCUGUCAAGCGGAUGAUCCGAUUCAAGCUUCCCGUCGACAUGACCUACCAAUGCGGUGACUAUCUCGCCGUGCUUCCCACCAACCCGGACCAUGUUGUCCGACGAGCGAUCAGCCGCUUCAACCUCCCAUCCGACGCCAUGCUCACGGUCUCGAAACCAUCGCAGACCUCCAACGGGCCCACCGCGAUCCCCUUGGGCACGCCCAUCUCCGCCUUCGAGCUCUUCGCGACGUACGUGGAGCUCUCGCAGCCGGCCUCCAAGCGAGACCUCACCACCAUCGCCAACGCCGCUUCCUCAGACGCCGACGUCCAGGCUGAGCUCCAGUAUCUCGCAUCCAGCCCCACCCGCUUCACCGAAGAGAUCAGCAAGAAGCGCCUAAGCCCCCUGGACAUCCUCAUGCGGUAUCCCUCCGUCAACCUCCCGAUCGGUGACUUCCUCGCCAUGCUACCGCCCAUGCGCGUGCGUCAGUAUUCCAUCUCCUCGUCACCACUCGUCGACCCCACAGAAUGCACGAUCACCUUCUCGGUCCUCAGCGCCCCAUCCCUCUCCUCCUCCGACGAGCAGUACGUCGGCGUAGCCUCCACAUACCUCUCCGAGCUCCAACCCGAAGAGCGCGCACACAUCUCCGUCCGCCCCUCGCACACAGGCUUCAAGCCCCCGAUCGACCUCGACACGCCCAUGAUCAUGGCCUGCGCCGGUAGCGGCCUCGCCCCCUUCCGCGGUUUCGUCAUGGACCGAGUCGAGAAGAUCCGCGGCCGUCGCAGCCCCAUGGGCUCAGCGAACGAGCACCCGGACGUCGGGAAAGCCGCCAAAGCCAUCCUUUACGUCGGCUGCCGCACCCCGGGAAGUGACGACAUCCACGCUGACGAGCUGAACGAGUGGGCGCGUCAGGGCGCCGUCGACGUCCGCUACGCCUACAGCCGGCCCGCUGACGGCACUCCCAGUCGGCACGUGCAGGACCUGAUGCUCGACGACCGCAAGGAGAUUGUCGAGCUGUUUGAUAGCGGUGCGCGCGUCUAUGUCUGUGGCACGACGGGCGUCGGCCAGGGCGUGCGCCAGGCUUGCAAAUCUAUGUAUCUGGAGAAGCGGCGCGAGCAUUACCGCCAGGCGCGCGAGCGCGGCGAGGACGUCGAUGAGGGCGACGAGGAGAAGGCCGCGGAGGAGUUCUUGGAGGGGUUGAAGACGAAGGAACGAUAUGCUACGGAUGUGUUUACUUGA
Messenger RNA from Aspergillus affinis, 3321 nucleotides. RefSeq names its product bifunctional cytochrome P450/NADPH--P450 reductase. The transcript has 5 exons. Gene Ontology annotation, cellular component: cytosol. Lineage: Eukaryota; Fungi; Ascomycota; Eurotiomycetes; Eurotiales; Aspergillaceae. Gene Ontology annotation, molecular function: NADPH-hemoprotein reductase activity; heme binding; flavin adenine dinucleotide binding. The record is from RefSeq and is a predicted model, not a curated record. Bases 1 to 3321 code for a protein of 1106 amino acids.